GACACCUCGUACGAGGUGCAAGUGCACCCCUGCCACGCUUUACCCUCCGUAUCUCAUGGUGUAUCUUGUCCUCCUGUGCAGAGCUCCACACAGGAGAUUGGAGAAGAGCUGGAGGAUGGUGUGAUCUACAGCAUAUCACUCCGGAAAGUGCAGCUCCAUCACACGGCCAACAAAGGGCAGCGAUGGCUGGGGUUUGAGAACGAGUCGGCCUUAAACCUCUACGAGACAUGUAAGGUGCGGACGAUAAAAGCUGGGACCUUGGAGAAGCUGGUGGAGUACCUGGUCUCAGCCUUCAAGGGCAAUGACUCCACCUACGUCACCAUCUUCCUGUGCACUUACCGGGCUUUUGCCACCACCAAGCAAGUGCUGGACCUGCUGCUUAACAGGUACGGCAAACUCCACGUGCAGACAAAUGGGGACCAUGCCAGGCACGCUGUGGAUGAGAGGAUGGAGCUGAAGAACACCAUCUCCUCCAUCCUGGGCGCCUGGCUGGACCAGUACUCAGAGGACUUCCGCAAGCCCCCGGACUUUGCCUGCCUCAAGCAGCUCAUCUCCUACGUGCGCCACAACAUCCCCGGCUCGGACCUGGAGCGCCGAGCCCGCAUCCUGCUGGCCCAGUUCCAGCAGCAAGAGCAGAGCGAGUCCGAAGCAGAAGCUGUGGCCCACAGCGGCUGCACCUUCCAGCUGGUGGAGGAGAAUGGGGUCGGGGACGGAAAGCCAGAUUUCCUCUCCUUCUCCCCAGAGAUGGUGGCAGAGCAGUUCACGCUGAUGGACGCUGAGCUAUUUAAGAAAGUGGUGCCUUACCACUGCCUGGGCUGCAUCUGGUCCCAGCGAGACAAGAAGGGCAAAGAGCACCUGGCUCCCACCAUCCGUGCCACAGUCUCGCAGUUCAACAGCGUGGCCAACUGUGUCAUUGCCACGUGUCUCGGUGACCGGUCCCUGAAGCCUCAGCAGAGGGCUAAGGUGGUGGAGCGGUGGAUCGAAGUGGCUCGGGAGUGCCGCAUCCUGAAGAACUUCUCCUCCCUCCGAGCCAUCCUCUCGGCUCUGCAGUGCAAUGCUGUUCACCGGCUGAAGAAGACCUGGGAUGAGGUCCUACG
Mesitornis unicolor (brown roatelo) is the source of this 1097-nucleotide messenger RNA. RefSeq names its product ral guanine nucleotide dissociation stimulator-like. The annotation marks the transcript as partial. The record is from RefSeq and is a predicted model, not a curated record. The transcript is spliced from 7 exons. Gene Ontology annotation, molecular function: guanyl-nucleotide exchange factor activity. Gene Ontology annotation, biological process: Ras protein signal transduction; positive regulation of GTPase activity. Lineage: Eukaryota; Metazoa; Chordata; Aves; Mesitornithiformes; Mesitornithidae. Gene Ontology annotation, cellular component: plasma membrane.